Molecule: messenger RNA, 138 nt
Organism: Cetraspora pellucida
Lineage: Eukaryota; Fungi; Glomeromycota; Glomeromycetes; Diversisporales; Gigasporaceae
Source: the annotation of a GenBank genome assembly
CUGCUAAAUUAGAAGAUAUUCGAAAUGAUGCAUUAAAUGAAGGUUAUUCAGAAUUUUUAUAUGGUGGCUUCAAAAAUACGUCUAAUUCAGCAAGCUGUGGUGAAACCAUUUAUGAUAAGGAUGAUAGACCAAGCAAAC